AUGUCAUCUACCAACAAGGAAGAUAUUAUCCCAGAAGAAGAUAAUAGCAGAAAAAUGGAAGUAGAAAAACCUAUUGAACCUGCAUCUACAGAAACCGAAAAAAAGGAAGAAGAAAAGUAAAAUUAACCAAAUAGCGAUAAAUAAGCUGCUACCUCUGAAUAAAAUAAUUCAACUGCUAUGUAAGCUGAAGAAGAAUAAGUUAAUAAAAAAGAAGAGAAUAACAACUCUCAUAACUAACCUCCUAAAGUAGAUGCUAAACCUGCUGAUUCUUUACAAGAAUUAACAAAGGUUUAUAACUAUGGAUCAACUGAAAUGGAUUAAUUUUGGCUUCCUGACUCUAGAUCUGAAACUCGUCGUCCUUAUUUAAAUGCUUGUCUUAAAAAUCAUGUUGUAGUAUAAAUAGCUUGUGGAUCUCUACACACUCUUAUCCUUACCAAUCUUGGUUUAGUUUAUUCUUAAGGUUAAAAUGAUGAUGGCGCUUUAGGUAGACCUGCUAACGAUGAAGAUGAAGACAGUGAUAAAAAGGCAUAAUUAGUCUAAAUUCCCAUUAAGGUUAACAUGAUUGCAGCAGGAGAUAGCCACUCAGUUGCUGCAAACUCAGAAUUGGGUGUAUGCUUUUUCUGGGGUACUUAUAGAAAUACUGAGAAGGCAAACCUUGCUCCUCCUGCCAGAACUCCUGUACGUGUUGGCAACAAGGAACUUUACAGAAAAAAACUCACUAAAAUUCUCAGUGGAUAAUAACACUCACUUGUGCUUACUGAUGAAGGAGAACUAUUUGGAUGGGGUGACCCUGACAUGGGUGUUGUUGGAAGAAUGCCUAAGACUCGUCACGGAUAUGAGCAAGCUCUUAAAGUUGCUAAAAUUACAUAAAUAAAGGUAUCAGAUAUUUACACUGGAGGUCGUCACAGCUUUUUGAAGCGCCAAAUUAAAAAGGCCAUUCCUGCUUCUGACGGUGUCGAAGAGUAAAAGGCCGAAUAUGCUUACUAUUCUUGGGGUUUAAAUAAUUUUGGUUAACUUGGUUUAGAUUUACCUGAAGAAAGACACUUAGAUGUAGUCUUUGAGCCUACUCAAAUAAAAUUCUUUGAUAAUCUUGAAGUUAAAAAAUUCUGUGGUGGAGAAUCUCAUUCUAUUGCUUUGUUAGAAGAUGGCACUGUUUACGGUUUUGGUAGAAAUGAUAUUGGUUAGUUUGGAUUAGGCAAAGUAAAAGAUAACCAUCCAGUCUAUGGAGAAAUUAAGGAAAUCAACCCUAAACCUAUUAAAAUAGAUACCUUCCCUGCUGAUCAUAAAAAGAUUAUCAACAUUUGGGCUGGUGCAAACUACAGUUAUGCUUAAGAAGAAACAGGUUAGUGCUAUUCUUGGGGAUUCGGCUCAAAUUUUGUGUUAGGAAAUCGUAAAGAUGAAGAUGAGGAUGAGUACAACCCAUAUGUUAUUCCUAGAGACUUCUAUAAGAAUGAAAUUCCAACAGAUUUCGCUAUGGGAACCCAACAUGUCACAUAUUACGUCAAUUUAGAGUAAUAGUAACAUUCUGUACCCAAAGAUUUGCUAUUAGAUGCUGAUGACGAAUAUUUACCUCACAAUAUGAGAAAGAAAACAACUGCACUUGCUAAAGCUGCAGCUGAAAAAGCUGAAAAAGAAGAAAGAGCUGCUAAGAGAGCUGAAGAAGCAGCCAAAAAGAAAGAAGCUGAAGCUGCUAAAAAAUAAGCUGAAGCUGAAAAGAAGGCUGAAAAAGAAAAAGAAAGACUUGCUAAAAAGUAAGAAAAAGAAUAAGCAGAAGCUGAAAAGAAGAGAGAAAAGAGCUAACCAAAGAAAGAAGAAAAGUAAGAAGCUGAAAAAGGAAAAAAGAAAACCGAAAAUAAGAAAAAAGAAGAGCCAGCUGAAACCAAGAAGAGAGCUACCUCAAGUUCAUCUAAAAAAAAUGGUAAAAGCGAAAGUAAUAGCAAAUCUAGAUCUAAGUCUAAGCCAAAAACAUCAGCUGCAUCUAGUUCUAAAUCAAAGAGCCAAUCAAAAGAAAGAACUAAAGCUGAAGAUAAGAAAGCUCCUGCUAAAGCUAGCACUGCUUCCAAAGGUAAAUCAAAUGGAUCUUCAAGUAAAAAGAAAGCUUCUGACGAAGAGCAUGCAAAAGUAUCUCAAUCUAAAAACAAUAAAUAGUUAAAAAAGGAGCCUGCUACUAAGAAAAAAUGA
Molecule: messenger RNA, 2181 nt
Organism: Tetrahymena thermophila SB210
Lineage: Eukaryota; Ciliophora; Oligohymenophorea; Hymenostomatida; Tetrahymenidae
Product: chromosome condensation regulator RCC1 repeat protein
Exons: 3
Cellular component (GO): cytoplasm
Molecular function (GO): guanyl-nucleotide exchange factor activity
Source: RefSeq, a predicted model, not a curated record